Molecule: messenger RNA, 11040 nt
Organism: Loxodonta africana (African savanna elephant)
Lineage: Eukaryota; Metazoa; Chordata; Mammalia; Proboscidea; Elephantidae
Gene: NFU1
Product: NFU1 iron-sulfur cluster scaffold
Exons: 9
Coding region: 364-1053 (229 amino acids)
Biological process (GO): iron-sulfur cluster assembly
Cellular component (GO): mitochondrion
Molecular function (GO): iron ion binding; 4 iron, 4 sulfur cluster binding
Source: RefSeq, a predicted model, not a curated record
AGUUGCCGCCUUGCCUCAAGGGGAACGGGUUCUCCUGACCGAGCUCUCGGGGCGAGCCCCCUCUUCGCACUCGUGGGUUUAGCCCUGAGGUGGGCGGUUGUCGGUGAGGCAGCUCCGCCCCUCCGGUUCGAGCCUUGUCCCAGCCUCUGGGGCGGGACCUCAGCCCCCGCGGUGGGGAAGCUCUCAGAGGCUGGCUGGAGGCCCCCCAGCCCUUCCACGACGUGCAUUCCCUCCUCUUGUAAACAAAUUCAGAAUAUCAUACAGCAUGGAAGACAACACCUUGUCCCAUCCCCUCAUUCUCCCAAUGAGGCGCAGAAAGGUUACGCGACUUACUUAAGGUCACACAGCUGAUUCCGUCACGUAAUGAUGAGUCCACACACCAUUAAGAAACAGGCUCUGCAUCACUUUGUACAAAGACCGCUUUUCUCACUACCUGCAACCUUAUGUUCCACAGUGAGAAACAUGUUUAUUCAAACACAAGAUACCCCAAAUCCCAACAGUUUAAAGUUUAUUCCAGGAAAGCCAGUUCUUGAGACAAGGACCAUGGAUUUUCCCACACCAGCUUCAGCGUUUCGCUCCCCUCUGGCUAGGCAGUUAUUCAGGAUUGAAGGAGUAAAAAGUGUCUUCUUUGGACCAGAUUUCAUCACUGUCACAAAGGAAAGUGAAGAGUUAGACUGGAAUUUAUUGAGACCAGAUAUUUACGCAACAAUCAUGGACUUCUUUGCAUCUGGCUUACCCUUAGUUACAGAGGAAACAUCUUCAGGAGAAGCAGGAUCUGAAGAAGAUGAUGAAGUUGUGGCAAUGAUUAAGGAAUUAUUAGAUACCAGGAUACGGCCGACUGUGCAGGAAGACGGAGGAGAUGUCAUCUUUAAAGGCUUUGAAGAUGGCAUUGUACAGCUGAAGCUCCAAGGUUCCUGUACCAGCUGCCCCAGUUCAAUCAUUACUCUGAAGAAUGGAAUUCAGAACAUGCUACAGUUUUAUAUUCCAGAAGUAGAAGGCGUGGAACAGGUUAUGGAUGAUGACUCAGAAGAAAAAGAAGCAAACUCACCUUAAAAUCAUCUGGACUUCUUUGAGCCCACAGAGACGUGUAUCUUGAUAAUAUAUGCUCUAAGCUUUUAUUAUUAAUCUGCUCAAGAACUUGAGGAUUAAUACAAUAUGUCCUUUCUUCAGAGAAUGAUAUAAAUAUUGCAUGUUUGCUUUACCUCGUAUGAGUUACUUAUAACAUCCUGAAUCAUCUUCUGUACACGUGGAUUUUAUCCAGGGAUAUUUUUAUUUUUAUUCUUUCUUUCUCAUAGCUUCUCCUUUGUGUAAUGUGUGAAACAGUUUAAGAUACAUUUUCCCAUCUAUUUACCUUUUUUUAUGGAAGUAGACAGGGAGAAUGCUUUUUAAAAUAUUCUAAAAUGGCUUAGCUUUUUGUGAGAUGUUUGAAACUAUUUUUACUGAAGUUUUAAGUUAGUUUAAAAUAUGAACUAAACAGAAUUCUUGGUUAAAAAAGGUAUUUGGCUGGUAGCCCCCAGUGUAGUGGCUCCUAACUUCUUUUUUUUUUUUUUAAUUGUGUUUUAGGUGAAAGUUUACAGCUCAAAUUAAUUUCUCAUUCAAAAAUUUAUACACAUAUUGUUUUGUGACAUUGGUUGUAAUGCCCGCAAUGUGACAGCACACUCCCCUUUUCCAUCCCAGGUUCCUUGUGUCCAUUUGUCCAGUUCCUAUCCCUUCCUGUCUCCUCUUCUUGCUUUUGGGCUGGAGCUGCCCAUUUGAUCUUGUAUGUUUGAUUGAACUAAGAAGCACGUUACUCACGUGUGUUACUGUUCUAUAAAAAAAACCCAUUGCUGUUGAGCCUGACUCAUAGCGACUCUAUAAGACAGAGUAGAACUGCUCCACAGAGUGUCCAAGGAGCGCCUGGUGGAUUUGAACUCCUGAUCUCUUGGUUAGCAGCUGUAGCACUUAACCACUACACCACCAGGGUUUUGUUCUGUUCUGUUUUAUAGGCCUGGCUAAUCUUUAUCUGAAAAGUGGGCUUCUGGAGUGGUUUCAGUUGUGGGUUAGCAGAGUGUCUGGGGGCCAUAAUCUUGGGUUUCUCCAGUCUCUGUUAGACCAGGGAGGCUGGUCUUUUUAUAUGAAUUUGAAUUUUGUUCUGUAUUUUUCUCCUGGUCUGUCUUGGACUCUCUGUUAUGAUCUCUUUCAGAGCGAUUGGUGGUGGUAGCCAGGCACCACUAGUUCUGGGCUUAGUCUGGUGGAUGCUCUGGGCUCCUAAUUUCUUACUAAAAGACAACAACAACAACAAAUCAUAAUGCUGAUUUAAAAAAAAAAAAGUUUCCAAAAUUGGAGAAAAUUUCUAUUGAUAAUAAGAGAGAGCUGAAUUGAGAAAAACUGCCCAAGCAUGCCGAAGCUUUACCUCUCUCUGAAGAAAGAUGAGAGGAUGCUUUGGUCCUUCUUCCACUGAUUUGUCUUGACUUAGAGAUUCAUAAUCUGUGCUGUGCCACAAGUGUGGGUAGUUGUCUUUCUACCGUUGGGAUGCAGCUUUUUCAGACAGCCAAAACAGUGAAUUAUCCUUCUCUCUCAUUUUUCUAUAGUAAUUCAGAGACAGCAGUCCACAAAAAAUACUGAGAAAGGAAAGAUGGUACCUGGCAGUGGUACAUUGCAUCUCUGGAGUUCUGGCCCCUAAAAGUAGAGUGAUUAAGACAUGGAUGGAGACAGGAAGAACUCUAGCAGUUGUGAAUGCUGGGAAUUGACGUUUUUAUUUUUGUGUACUGGUUCACAGACCCAGACAGUGGAAUAGGAGAGUUUGUUCCCUGAGCUACUGUAGAAUAAUUCAGGCUAUACACUGAGAAUUGCUUUGCAAGCUAGACACAUUAACCUGCUUUUUAGUUGAAGCUAUAGGAAAUAGAGAUUGUGGAGGAGAUGUAGUUAUGACAACUUUUGGAUUUGGUCAUGAAAUAGGUGGGUGAGGUGGGUGAAGAUUAGAUUAUUAGAGGGGAGGAAAUCUUGAAACUCAGUGGUGAGGGUAUUGGGAAGAUGUUCUACAAAAGGGAGCAACCAUGACAAACAAAGGGGAAAAAUGGGGAAGAACAUUCUAGGCAUCAGAAGUAGUAUAAUCAGAAUUUGGAAGGUGCAAAGUGUAUUUGGGAACUGCAAGAAGCUAAGUGUGACUUGAGUGUAAAGUGGAAGGGCUUAGCUGGAAAUGAUGCAGAGAUAGGCACUGAGAAAUACGGAAAGUGUUCUAGAUACUCUUGGUUGCUUAUUCAACGUACAGUCUCCCCUUUCUUCAUUCUAAGAAAGGCCCUCUCAGUUAUCAGUCGGUAGCAGUGUGCCGAAGGAAGGUAGGUCCCACCCCAGUCCCAGGGGCAGUUUAGUCUAAACCAGUCUGUCUUAGUUUCUUUAUGCUGCCGUAACAAAAAUGAUACAAAUGGAUGACUUUAAAGAAUAGAAAUACAUUGUCUUACAGUUUUGGAGGCUAGAAGUCCAAAUUAGGGCAUUGGCUCUGGGGGAGGGUCGCUGGGCAUUCCAUGGCAUUUCUUGGCUUGUAGAGGCUCCUGCGGGCCAACGGAUUUCUCUUUCUGGGCUUGGGUUUCUAGUUCUGUCGAGAUUAUUUGCUAGGCCAAAUCUUGCAGAGGGGUUGGGUAGUUUGCAAAUAAGGUAUAUAAAAAUGUUGCCGGAUUUGGUUGAUUACUAUGCAGAAUAGGUGACUAUGGCCUACCUGAUAGAUUGGUCAGUUUUGCCAUCUUGCUAGUUUCAUAAGGACGCAUCCUGCAGAGAUUGGAGUGGUCUUCACUACCAUCAAGAAGAAGAGCUGGGAGUGGAGCACGUCCCUUGGACCCGGGGUGCCUGCCCUGGGAAUCUCUUAGACUCAGGAGACAGAGCCGUAACACUGGAGAUAGCAUGAGACAGCACAAGAUGACACAAGCGGUGAGAACCAGGAGACUGGUGUGAGAUGGCUAUGGUGGGCUCCCUGGCCCACAGAGUGAGGUGGCUGCAGUGGGUUCCCUGUCCCACUGAACGAGAGCUUAGUGCCUUCAGGCAGGAGACUUGCUGAUGGAGUGCGGUGCCUCCAGGCACUUGAUGGUGAAGCCAAAAGAGCUGUAACACUUGCCCAAGCGGGGCCUGACGGCAGCAGGCCCGGCUCAAGGAAGGCUGGUGGUGGAGGCCCAAGCACGGCCUGCCUGCUAGAAUGGCAGAGAAGGAGCUGGGAGCUGACCUGGUUGGAAUCUGUUCUGAUUGAUGAACUGUACCUAUUUCUUCCAGAUUGAUCCUGAUCCUGAAUCGUAACCCAUUACUUCCCUGAUAAACCCCAUAACCGUGAGUAUGGUUUGUGUGGCCAUUGUAAUGAAUGACUGAACCCAGCAGAGAAGUAGAGAGUGCUGUGGAAGGGAUAGCUGAUGCUGUUGGUAAAAAGGAUUGCAGAGCGGAGGCAUGUCUGACCGCUGCCUCAUAGGCAGCAGCAUUGGGCUGAUGAUGGUGUUGAUUCUCCUCUCUCCUCUGAAGUUAGGUGAAUUCUGAUGCUACUAGCUUACAGUUUCUUACAUAGUCUCUUCCCCCUCUCACCAUGUGUGUUCGUGUCUGUUCUCUCUUUGUAAGACACCACUCAGAACUGAUUAGGUUUAUGAUCUACCCUACUCUGGUAUGACCUCUUUAGCAUAACAAGAGAGAACUCCUAUUUCCAAACAUGAUGAUAUUUACAGAUACAGGGUUUAGGACUUCAGCAUAACUUUUUUGGGAGCACAGAUCAAUCUAUAAUACGGUCAUCUUAACUCCGUUUCACUUUGCCAGCCAUGAGUCUAAAACCAACUAACCAGUUGCCAUUGAGUCAAUUUUAACUCCUGGUAAUCCCUAUUCAUGGCAACCUCACAUGUGUCAGAAGAGAACUGUGCUCCAUAGGGUUUUCAAUGACUGAUAUUUCAGAAGUAGUUUGCCAGAUAUUUCUUUCAAGGCACUUUGAGUGAACCCAAACUGCCAAUUUUCUAGUUAGUAGCCAAGCGCAACUAUUUGUGUCACCCAGGGAAGCCUGAGUCGUAGUAUUCUGUUGUUAACUGCUGCCAAAUCAAUUCCAACUCUUGGUGACCCUGUGUGUGCAGAGUAGAACUGCUCCACGGGGUCUUGAAGGCUGUGACCUUUUGGAAGCAGAUUGUCAGGCCUGUCUUCCGAGAAGCCUCUGGGUGGGUUCUAACCACUAAUCUUUCAUUUAGUAGUUAGCGAUUAAUUGUUUGCUCCACCCAGUGACUCCUUUAGUCAUUAGUCUAGAGGGGGACAUAUGACCCAGCUCUGGCCAAUGAGCUGUAACAGAAAGUCUGUUGGAGAGUUCUGGAAAGAUUUUCUUCCCUGAUUGAGACAAGUGAGAGAGAGUUAAUUGUUGGCAAGAAGGCUCUUUUCCCACCCAUUCCUUUCCUUCCUGCUUGGUAUACUGUAAUGUGAGGCUUAAUGUUGGAGGCUAUUACCCCAGACCAAAAACCAAACCCAUUGCCGUCAAGUUGAUUCUGACUCACAGCGACCCUGUAGGACAGAGUAGAACUGUCCCGUAGGGGUUGCAAGGCUGUAAUCUUUACAGAAACAGACUGCCAUGUCUUUCUCUCACAGAGAGGCUGGUGGGUCCAAACCCCCGACCUUUCUGUUAGCAGCUGAGUGCUAAACCACUGUGCUACCAGCGCUCCUGAGGCUACUACAGUCUUUUUUCAAUCAUGACGGAAAGCCAGUCCACUAAGAAUGACAAGGAGGAAAGAAAGAAAGCACCUGGAUCCUAGAGGACAUUGUUGACCUUUGAGCCAGCUCGGAAACCAACCACUGAGUUUUUAUCAAUGGAAUGAGUUUCAUGGCUGGAAAACUCUGCCCCAGGUUCUGCCUACUGGGAAAAUUCAGAGCCACCUCAGACAGAGUAUUGAAGAGGGUACUACUUCUAACUGGACUCAGCAUUCUUUGUUCUCAGACCUGAGAUUUCCUGGUGGAGGAGUCAAGGCCAUGUUCACCUGAUAUAGUGGGCAUUGUUUGUGUCUUUUUGGGUGUCCCUUCUUCAUUUUAUUGGCAACGCCUUCCCCUGUUUUUUGAAGAGUUGCUCCCUCUUCCCCAUUCCACAUGGCUUUGGUGAAUCUGGCAGUCACAGCAUCCUGCCCUCUUUGCCACAGGAAUAGGGUAUAUGACCCAUGCUGGGCCAAUGAGAGUCCCUGUCUAGAAUGUGGAAAAAAGAGGAUAGAGGAAUAACACUUUCCUCUUGAACUAUGAGCUAUAAAGAUGUGAUUCCAGAGCUGCUUGAGGGUCAUUUCCCUGUCCCUGAGGAUGGUUAGAGAGGUGGAGAGUCAGAGUUCUGACUACAUUGUUUGUGUCCCUGGAUACAGACGUGCCUGAAGCUGUUUGUAUCCCCGUCCUUCUAAUUACAUUAGCCAAUAAAUUCCUGUCUUAAGCUAGUUUGAGUUUCUGUUAUUUGUCACUGAAAGCUCUGUUCUCUAAAUUUUUUUUUUAAUUUUUAUUGUGCUUUAAGUGAAAGUUUACAAAUCAAGUCAGUCUCUCAUACAAAAAUUUACAUAUACCUUGCUAUAUACUAAUUGCUCUCCCCCUAAUGAGACAGCCCAUUCCUUCCCUUCACUCUCUUUUCGUAUCCAUUCCGCCAGCUUCUGACCCCCUGUGCCCUCUCAUCUCCCCUCCAGAUAGGAGAUGCCAACAUAGUCUCAAGUGUCUACUUGAUCCAAGAAGGUCAUUCUUCACCAGCAUCUUUUUCUAUCCCAUUGUCCAGUCCAAUCCCUGUCUGGAGAGUUGGCUUUGGGAAUGGUUCCUGUCUUGGGCUAACAGAAGGUCUCGGGGCCGGGGUCCUUCUAGUCUCAGUCAGACCGUUAAGUCUAGUCUUUUUACGAGAAUCUGAGGUCUGCAUCCCACUGCUCUCCUGCUCCCUCAGGGGUUCUCUGUUGUGUUCCCUAUGAGGGCAGUCAUCGGUUGUAGCUGGGCACCAUCUAUUUCUUCUGGUCUCAGGCUUGAUCUGUUCUCUAAAAAUUUAAAACAGAUAGAUACAUACAACAUUGGGAAGGUCAGUAAGACCAGCACUGGGUGGGCUAGGUUAGUUUUCAUCACCAUUUUAUCUCUGAUUCCUUCUUCCAUGUCUUGGCACCUUCUCUCUUCAUCACCAUAUCACCAUCCACAGGCCCUUAUCUUGCCCAGUGCCAUCCAACCAAGGCAAUCUGUCCAGGUCAACUUUCCUCCUGACUUCAGAAUGUCUUUCUCUUCAGCUCAUCAAAACUCCCGUUUCUUCAGUGGCUUUUUCAUAGCUGGUAUCAAACUAAAAAUUCUAUAAACAGUUUCACUCUGAAGUAUUAAUAGCUGAUAAUGACUUAAUAUAGAUCUCCUGGGGGGACCUGCAUUAAAUAUGUAAGUACAGUAAGGAGUAGAAAUAAUUUUGGACAAGGGAAUUUUUUGAUCCCCUUAUAAUCCUUUUUUGUGGGUGGCUAUCUAUUUGUCUACAGCUCAGCCCCAACCAUUUAAUACCUAAUUUUUCUUCAAAUGCUUCUUUUAAAAAAAAAAAAAAAGGCAACUGCAAAGGUACAAAAGUUGAAAGGAUAUAUAUGUCUUUUUCAGGGACCUGCCAGUGUUUUAGUAUAGAUGAACCCCAAAAUUAGAUUGUUGAGAGAUGAUAAAAACUGGCAAGAGUAAGAUCCUGAAUAACCAUGUGUGUGCACAGGAAUCUAGAUUGGUUCUGCAGGUGAAGGGUGCCCACCACACUGGAACCCGGGGGAACAAGAUUUUAGAACCAUCACCUUGAUAUAAAGCUGUGUAGGACUAAUGAGGGGGUGGAAUCAAAGGAGUUCACUCGAGGGAUUUUUCUGAGGCCUUGACUGGUCCUUUUUGUUCUUGCCUUCAUUUCUUCCUUCUCUCAGGGGCCCAGCCUGCUAGUUUUUCCUUCAGUAUUUGCCACCAUCUCCUCUGUCUCUUGGGAUACGUUUCUCCACCAUACUCCCUCUGGAAGUGGGACGUAUGUGCCCCAGCUCCCCAUAUUUGUGUUAUGCACAGGACUUUUUUGAUUUUAAUAAUUUUAUUGCUAAUUAUUGGAAUUCAGAUAAAGGAUAAUAAAAAUAACAAACAUAGGGAUGUUUAAAAUCUUAUACAGUGAUUUCAGUUACGGUUCUUCAAUCCUUUUGAAAUGGCAGUUGAAAGCCCUGAUGGCCUUCCAGGCUACGUGGCAGGGAGGACUCAGAGAGCCUUCAGAUCUGAUGGAGCUAAACGUGUGAACAACAAAAUGGACUUACAUAAAGAGAUGACAGAUGACACCUACAUACUACCAUUACUCUUGUUCAAUUAGUUCAGAACUUUUGAUUGGGAAAGAAAAUCCUUUCUAUUUUGUCACAUGUUCGAACUAGACCCAGACAUCCAUUUUCCUUCAUAGAUCAUUUAUGGUCUUCCCUUCCAGCCCUUAGUCUCAAAAGGCUCAGCUAGGGCAAAGCUCCUACAGAUAGGGUCAGUUAACCAAGGUUCUUCCAUAUCAGUAUCUUGACUGGUACAUGGUGACAAAGGGCUCUUUGUUGUGGUAGGUUAGUGAGAUUGUUCAAGGCUGGGUUGGGAAAAUAUUUGUCUUCAAACUUUCUUCCUCUCACCUAGUGCACACAGACAUUCCAAAUAGCUGUAGAGCGGAGACGGACAAGACAUUGACAGUCACUGUGAUGGAGUAACAAGCAGAAGAGGAAAGCAAGGAGUUCAAUAGAUUAUUAUAGUUUGAACAUGGGAACUCUGGUGGUACUGCUGGUAUAUUCUUUGUGUUUGCUCCCAGUGUAUGAAGGAGUUUUUUCAAAUUUUGCUUUAGGUGAAGGCUUACAGAGCAAAUUAGUUUCUUAUUAAACAAUUAAUACACGUAUUGUUUUGUGACAUUGGUUGCCAACCCCGCAACGUGUCAACACUUUCCCCUUGACCUUAGAAAACCAAAAAACCCAUUGCUGUCAAGUCAAUUCUGACUCAUAGCGACCUUCCAGGACAGAGUAGAACUGCCCCACAGGGUUUCCAAGGAGCACCUAGGGGACUUGAACUGCUGACCUUUUAGUUAGCCGUAGUUCUUAACCACAAUGCCACUAGGGUUUCCUUCCAGACCUUAGGUUUUGCAAUUUCCAUUUGACUAGCUUUUCUGUCCCCUCCUGCCUUCUCGUCUUUGCCCUGGGCUGGUGUGCCCGUUUAGUCUCGUAUACAUGGUUGAGCUAUGUGUAUUAUUGUUUUACGGGUUUGUCUAAUCUUUGGCUGGAGGGUGAACCUCAGGAGUGAUUUUAGUACUGAGUUAAAAGGGUGUGUGGGGCAUUCUUAAGCAUUGGAGUUAUAACUUGACUCCUUGGCAGUAUCACUGAGCUCUUACCAGAAUUUAUUACAGGAGGGUUCUGAGGCUAGUGUGUUUAUCCACAGAGCCAUUUGUUUCUUGAAUUAAGAAAUGUGUUGCCUAUUAACAAACAGCUCACUGGUUUUUAACUUUGGUGAUCUAGGGACCUGCUUAGGGGCCUGAAAUAUUAAAGGGCUUUCAGACAAAGGAAAUACUUUGAUUGGUUAAAUGUGACAUUUUCCAGCCUCUCUCUGAGGCCAGUGAUAAAAAGGCACUUGUUUUCCUUUAAGAAAAAUUGGAAUUCCUUUGCCCACUUGAUCAUCUAACUAGCCAUAGAAGGUCACUUCUGCCAAGAACAUAUGGCUUAUUUCAUUGAACGAACAUCUUUGAUCCCUUUGUGCGAGUGUUUAUGCCAGGUGCUGGAUAUGCGAAGACUUAUUCUAGACUCAAGAAACAUAUACUCUGCUGGGAGACAUGAAAAACCAUAAAAUAUCGAAGCAUGUUGCUUUAAAUGGGGAAGUUAAAAGAAUGAUGAGAGGUUAACCUGUGUCCCUAAAUCGGUUUUGGGGAGACAGAAAGAGCUUUCCUGAAAAGGCAGCAUUUAAACAGAGAUGGGGGUAGGGAUUCCACACAAAAUAACCUAGGUGUGCAAAAGAUUUGAGAAUGUUGGUUCAACUGGGGAACUAUCUGUUCAGUGUAAAGGGAUUGAGGGUGGGACAGGAGGAGAGCAGCAGUGGGAAGUAAGGCCAGACACCUCAACAGGUGUCUCCAACAGUUCUGUAUGCCCUCCAAGUUUUUAUCAUAGUCUGCAGUCAUUAAUGGAAACCCUGGUGGCACAGUGGUUAAGAGCUAAGGCUGCUAACCAAAAGGUUGGCAGUGCAGUCAUUAGUGGAUUUAUGAUAACCACUUGACUAAAGUUUUCAUCUUAGUCUACUGUCAAAAUGGAUUUAUAAUAACCAUUUGAUAGAAGAUACCAUUUAAAUCUUAUUAAAGCAGAUGCCUGGGUAAUAGAUUCUCAGAAAUGUCAUCCCUCUCUGAUUCAGUGUCUCUUGGCAGGAAUGAUGCAUUAAUUCAUAUAAUUAACCCAUCAGGAGUCAAAGGCGAGGCUGUCAACUCAAAGAAGUUGCUACAGUUCUCUCAGGUGGCCAUCAGGUCUGGGCCAGCAGAGUUUCUUAAGCCCAGGGGCAUACUGUUGUAUGGUUGAGCCUUGUAUCUUCCUUUUCUAACCACAAACUUGGGGUUAGGAGGGCAAUGGAUGAGGGUGGAUAGGGGUGCUGAGGGCUUUUAGGGGCCGAGAUUAUUACAUAAAGCUUUAGUUAGAACUUGAAUUGUCUGUCAACAGAAAGACUGGCGGAACCUGAAAGGUGCUUUGCAGCCGAGAAUUUUGAUAGCUCUCUCUCCGCACCUCAUCCACUUCCUUACAAUUUUCCUUAAGCGGCCGUAUGUCCCUUUUCAAUUCUGAUCUGUCUGCCUCCCAAGACCCUUUUUCAGGCCUCUUGCUUUCUUCUUCCUCUUUCCCCCGCUUCGUGGGGUGCCAGGAGCUCGGGGCCUUAGUGCGAGGCGCGCGCCCCGAGGCUGUUUGCUUUGUAAACUAUUACAACCUCCUCCUUCCUUGGCUUUUCGUCACUCCCUGCGGGGCCUGGCUUCUUCCUUCCGGACUGCUCGGUUCCCUCCCGCUAUUCGCCCCGGGAUCGGGCGGCUCCAGGAACCUCAGGCGGAGGCAGCCACUAGCCGGUGCCACGUCGCCGCCGCCAGCAAGCCAGCAGCAGCGUGGG